Molecule: messenger RNA, 3874 nt
Organism: Fragaria vesca subsp. vesca
Lineage: Eukaryota; Viridiplantae; Streptophyta; Magnoliopsida; Rosales; Rosaceae
Product: squamosa promoter-binding-like protein 1-like
Exons: 10
Coding region: 508-3609 (1033 amino acids)
Cellular component (GO): nucleus
Molecular function (GO): DNA binding
Source: RefSeq, a predicted model, not a curated record
AAUGAAAAGAAGCUGAUACACUUCUCUCUAUCUCCACAUUAUAGAGAGAGGGUCUCUCCUGACCUUUUCCUAAUAUUCAUGUGCUUCUGUUUUGCCUCGAGGACCCUAUAUUCUCUCUGCCGGCGAUCUCACCUCUCUGACACUCGUGGCCGUGUGGUACACUCUUCCGGCAAGUGGGUUCUUUUCUCUUUGUCUUAUUGGUUUCAUUUCUGCUGAAAAGUUUUGAUCUUUGGUGUUGGGUUUUAUGUAAAGUUGGAAUCUUUGGUUGUGAUGGAGUCAAGGGCUUUGUGGGUUUGUUCAUGUGGAGAAAUUGAUUGAUUUGGUUUGGCUUCAAUGGAUUUCUGGGGUGGAAGUUAUCAGAAACUUUGUGGGGUUGUGUUGUUGAGUGAGUUUGAUUGAGUUUUAGUGAGCUGGGGGUGGUUGUUGUUCAAUUGGGGAUAGUUUUAUUUGGUGGAGUUUGAGUAUAGGUGUUGGAGAGUUUGUGGGUUUUGAGGGGAGUUGUGAUUUAUGGAGGCUUUUGGAGGCAAGCCUCGGAGUUUGUAUGGUCCUGUGGUGCCGGAUAUGGAGGCAGUUGGGAAGAGGAGUUUGGAGUGGGAUUUGAAUGAUUGGAGAUGGGAUGGCCAUGUUUUUACUGCCACUCCUUUGAAUUCUGUGCCCUCUGAUUGUAGGAGUAGGCAGUUGUUUCCGAUUGGGCCGGAGACUCCAUCCAAUGCUGGUUGGUCUAACAGUAGUUCUUCUGGUUCGGAUGAGAUUGGUCUGGGGAAUGAGAAAGGUAAAAGAGAAUUGGAGAAGAGGAGAAGGGGUGUGAUUGUAGAAAACGAAGAGGUUGAUGAUGAAGCUGGGUCUCUUAAUCUCAAGCUUGGUGGGCAAGUUUACCCAAUUUUGGAAGAGGAUGUUAAGACUGGGAAGAAGAUGAAGACAAAGAUUGUUGGGACUACUUCCAACCGUGCAGUUUGCCAGGUGGAGGACUGCAAGGCUGAUCUUAGCCAUGCCAAGGAUUACCACCGACGGCAUAAGGUCUGUCAUAUGCAUGCCAGGGCAACCAGAGCUAUGGUGGGGAAUAUUUUGCAGCGGUUUUGUCAACAGUGUAGCAGGUUUCAUGUUCUUCAAGAGUUUGAUGAAGGGAAGAGAAGUUGUCGUAAACGUUUGGCUGGCCAUAAUAGGAGGAGAAGAAAAACACAUCCUGACACUGUUGUUAAUGGAGGCUCCAUGAAUGAUGAAAGAGGAAGCAGUUAUAUAUUGGUUACUUUGCUGAGAAUACUCUCCAAUAUGCAAUCUAAUAGCUCUGAUCAAACAAAGGAUCAGGAUCUGCUUUCUCAUCUGUUGAAGAACCUAGACAAUAAUAAUGGUACUACUGAUGGAAGGAACGUAUCUGCAUUGCUGCAGGGAUCUCAAGUUUUACUUAAUGGUGGGGCGUCUGUUCAGACUGUUCAGAAGGUGCCACAUUUGGACUUCAAUGGUAGCGAGCCCGGUAGGCCAUCUGUUUCAACCUCUAAGAUGGAUGAUUGUAUUAAUCUUGAUGGUCAUUUGAGACCUACAGGACAGUGUCCGACAGGACCUGCAUCAGAUAAGUUACUGAACAUGAUAUCUCCAGCUGGAGGUGAUCUUGGAAGUCAAGCUCUUUCUGGUGUACAGACCACCAAGUCAUUUUCCUCAAGAUACAGUCUUCCAUCUAAACCAGUUGCACAGGAGUAUGGGAGGAUCCAGUUAAAUGAGAUCGAUUUAAAUAAUACAUAUGACGAUUCACAGGAGUAUUUAGAGAACCUAGGGCGUUCUCAUUUCCCUGUAAAUCCAGGGAGCGAGUCUCAUGGAGAUCCCUUUUCAAUACAGCAUGAUUCUCAAAAGUCAAGCCCACCUCAGACAAGUGGGAAUUCAGACUCAACUGCUACUCAGUCACCAUCAAGUUCUAGUGGAGAAGCUCAGAGUUGCACGGAUCGGAUUGUUUUUAAACUAUUCGGAAAAGACCCGAGUGAUCUUCCAUUUGGUCUGCGAUCACAGAUCCUCGGCUGGCUAUCCAGCACUCCUACAGACAUUGAGAGCUACAUAAGGCCAGGCUGUAUAAUUUUGACAAUUUACCUCCGUCUAGAAAAAUCCACAUGGGAAGAGCUCUGCUAUCAUCUGGGAUCCAGUUUGGUAAAACUUCUAGAUGCUUCCAGUGAUCCUUUAUGGAGAACAGGAUGGGUGUAUACUAGGGUGCAACAUGUUGUAGCAUUUGUGUACAAUGGUCAGGUUGUCUUAGACACACCCUUACCUUUAAGAAGCCAUAAAACAUGCAGGAUCUCAUGCAUCAAACCAAUUGCUGUUUCUUUAUCUGAGGGAGCUGAAUUUGUAGUGAAAGGUUUUAAUCUUUCUAGUUCCACUACAAGGUUACUCUGUGCUCUAGAAGGGAAGUAUUUGGCCCAAGAAACUUGUCAUGAUUUGAUGGAAGGUACUGAUACAACUAGUGAGCAUGAUGAGCUACAGUGCCUCAGAUUCUCUUGCUCUAUCCCAGAUGUUACUGGCCGAGGAUUCAUUGAGGUUGAAGAUCAUGGUCUCAGUAGCAGCUUCUUUCCAUUCAUAGUUGCAGAGCAGGAAGUAUGCUCAGAGAUUUGCAUGCUGGAGGCUGCAAUAGAAGUUGCCGAUUUUGCCAAUGACUUGCAGACAGAUCCCGAAAUAAUGGAAGCCAAGAACCAGGCCAUGGACUUCAUACAUGAAUUGGGUUGGCUCCUUCAUAAAAGUCGAGUUAAAUUUAGACUUGGUCAGACAGAUCCGAAACUAGAUCUAUUUUCUUUUCAACGGUUUAGAUUACUUAUGGAGUUCUCCAUGGAACGUGAUUGGUGUGCUGUAGUGAAGAAACUCUUAGGCAUUCUGUAUGAGGGUACUGUUGACGCUGGAGAGCAUCUUUCCAUUGAGCUUGCGUUAUUGGAUAUGGGCCUCCUCCAUAGAGCUGUGCAAAGAAAUUGCAAGCCUAUGGUGGAAUUCUUGUUAAGAUUUGUCCCAGAUAAAGGUUUAGAUAAAGCAGAAUUGGAGGAGAAGCAACAAGUUGACAGGAACAUCAACAGGUUCUUAUUUAAACCGGAUGUAGUCGGUCCCAUGGGGUUGACUCCUCUUCAUGUUGCAGCCAGUACAGAUGGCUGUGAGUACGUUUUGGAUGCCUUAACUAAUGAUCCUGGAAAGGUGGGAAUUAAAGCUUGGAAAACUGCCCGAGACAGCACAGGAUUGACACCAUAUGAUUAUGCAUGCCUACGGGGCCGCUACUCAUAUCUACAUAUUGUCCAGAGAAAAAUCAGCAAAGCAGAAAGCGGCCAUGUGGUGCUUGACAUCCCUGGCACGAUUUUAGACAAGAACACCAAGCAGAAACAAAUAGACGGGCAUAAAUCAUCAAAAAUAUCCAGCUUCCACACCGAAAAGAUUGCAAUGAAAGAAAUACAGGGAGACUGCAAGUUAUGCUGCCAGAAACUGGCAUAUGGAGGAAGCACAAGGUCACUGUUGUACAGGCCAGCAAUGCUGUCAAUGUUGGCCAUUGCUGCUGUCUGUGUUUGUGUGGCCUUGCUAUUUAAGAGCUCGCCGGAAGUUGUUUUUGUGUUCCAGCCCUUCAGGUGGGAACUCUUGAAGUAUGGUCCAAGCUAAGCUAGUGCCCUAUAUUCAUUCUCGGUGACUCUGGCUCCUAGCUCAUUUCUCUCGAUUCUAUAAGCCUAUAUUGGUCUAGAUUUCAAAGGAAACUGCAGUGUCUGUAUCAAUUAUAGUUCAUGUGAAAUUGUGAAGUAUAUAGAGAAAGCUGAUAGUAAAUAGGAGUAUCGACAGAUGAACAGACAUGAAUUUAGCCCCUUUUUUUUACCCGAAGUUUUAUAUGUAAAUCUGAGCUUAUGAAAGUAACAUGAACUUCUUGCUCACC